AUGUCGAACCAGUAUGCGCAGGGAACACUGAUAUGGGUGAAACACGAGGAAGAAGUCUGGAUACAGGCUGAAAUUGUCACAUCGAGCGAAAAGGAGAUCAUCGUCAAGACGGCCGAAGAUCCGAAUGGUCGACUGGUCCUGGGACCAAACGAACCGAUUUUCCUGAGGACGUCCGAUGUUUUCACAUCAGAGGGCUUGUCUGUGCUAGAUGAUUUGACGCAGUUGACGCACUUACACGAGCCGGCUGUGCUCAGCUCGCUACAGAAUCGUUUCGACAUAGACAAGAUCUACACAUUUACCGGACCUAUCCUCAUCGCAUUGAACCCUUUCAAGCAUAUUCCUGGCUUGUAUGAUGAAGAGAUUCUGAAGAACUUCAUCACGACAAAGCCAUCUACAAAGCCGCAUGUGUUCAGCACAUCAAACGCCUCCUAUCGCGGGAUUUGUGAUCGUCACAAGUCCCAGACCGUUCUCAUCAGUGGAGAGUCCGGUGCAGGCAAGACGGAGACGACAAAGUUUGUGAUGAAGUUUCUAGCCCUUGCAGGAUCUGCCGACGGUCAGGUUACUGAUGUAGAAAAGCAGGUGUUGGAGUCGAAUCCUUUGCUGGAAGCUUUCGGGAAUGCCCGAACCCUGCGGAAUGACAACUCCAGUCGAUUCGGAAAGUUCAUCGAGCUUCAGUUCCGGCCUUCCCAAGACUCCGGCGUUAAGGGCGCCGUCCAGGGCAUGUCUGGCGAAAGCUUGAGACUCUGCGGAGCCCGAAUCAGACACUACUUGCUCGAGAAAGUCCGGGUGUGUGAGCAGCAGGAAGGAGAGCGAAACUAUCAUAUCUUUUAUGAAGCUUGUGCAGCCGCGGCAAAGCUCGGCAGCAGCAAGGCCUACAGAUACCCGCAACUCUUGUCGAAAGAGAAGGUGGUAGAAGAGAUGGACAUCGAUUUGGAAGGUUUUGAGGAGCUCUCGAACUUUGCGUUUUUGACACGAUCCAGCUGCAAAACGCUGAAGGACGUUGAUGACGUGGAGAUGUUCGAGCGUCGCAUCCAUGCAAUGCAGACAAUAGGCAUCAAGAAGGAGGAUCUUUCGGAGAUUUUCCACAUGAUCGCCGCGGUCUUGAACCUUGGCAACUCCAAGUUUGAUGCACCUCCAAACAACAGCGAGGGAUCAAUGAUCAUGGCAGAAUGUGCGAGCCAUCUAGCUGCUGCCGAGAAGUUGCUGGGCAUCCAGAGCGGGGAUUUGGAGAAAGCGCUCUGCCAUCAGACGCGCAUCACGCGGUCAGAGAAAAUCCGCAGUCCUGUCAACGUCCGGCAGGCGGCGGACAACCGGGAUGCACUGGCGAAGGCUUUGUAUGGAAUCGUGUUCAAUUUCAUCGUCCACAGCACGAACCUGUCUAUCGGUUACAUCAACGACGUCAAGCUGUUCGUAGGAGUCCUGGAUAUCUUCGGAUUCGAGUGCUUUAAGAUGAAUUCGUUUGAGCAGCUGUGCAUCAAUUUCACCAACGAGAGGCUGCAGCAAUUCUUCAACUCCUUCGUCUUCAAGUUAGAAGAGCAGCUGUACGAGCGCGAGAACAUUCCAUGGGAUGCUCUGGAUUUCCCAGACAAUCAGGACUCCGUAGACUUGCUGGCGGGGAAAGGAACGGGUGUUUUCGCUAUGUUGGAUGAAGAGUGCCUCGUGCCAAACGGGUCCGAUCAAGGCUACUGCAACAAGUUGAUCAAACAGCAUAAAGGCCACCGCAGGUUCGAUGAGAUCAAGACAAAACCCACCUGGUUUGUCAUCAAGCACUUCGCUGGACCUGUCAGCUACUGCACGGAUUCCUUCUUGGACAAGAACCGAGAUCAGCUCAGCAAUGAUCUUAUCGAAUGCGUCGGAAACAGCUCAAACCAGUUUGUCGCGAAUCUAUUCCGGAAGGACCCCAAAUUCGCGGAGGCUUUCGCCAAAGAGGAGGAUCAGCCCAAGGGCGGCAAAAAGAAGAAGUAUACUGUGUCGUCAGAGUUCAAGGAGCAGCUCUCCAGCCUCAUGGACGUCGUGGAUCUCACCGAGCCCCACUUUAUCAGAUGCAUCAAGCCGAACCCACAGAACCUGCCAGACCUUUUCGACAGAAAGGGUGUCACCGAGCAGCUGCGCUAUGGUGGUGUCUUGCAAGUUGUCCAAGUCAGUCGGGCAGGCUAUCCGGUCCGGAUUAAUCACCAGGAGUGUUGGGAUGACUACAAGGUUGUGGGUUUGCCAAAGGUCAUCUCGGAGCUUCGACAUUUGCAGGACCCCAAGAUUCGAGCUCAGAAGUUGUUGGAGCACCUGGAUGCAGAAUUGAACAUCCCAAAGCCAAAGCAUGGCCAGUCGUGGGCAGUUGGCAAGACAUUGGUUUUCUUCAAGCUGCCAGCCUACGAACGUGUAAAGUUUGCUCGUUUGGAGCUGCUGAUCAAGAGCACGACGUUGAUCCAGGCGUCAUGGCGUGGCAAGGUACGGAGACGCAUGUUUGUCGCCAUACGACUGUUUACUCGUCAUGUGCAAGCGUUGCUGCGGUCGAAGCAGGCUCGCGCUGACCUUCAGAGGAGGAGGUCCGAGGACUGUGCCACGAAGCUGCAGGCUCACGCCCGAUCCAAGUUGGCACGGACCAGGUACCAAAAUAUCCUGCGCAAGGUGAUCAAGAUUCAAGCUGUGCGAAGAGGGGUGCUUGGCCGCCGAUAUGCCAAAGAGCACAGGCGUCAUGUCAGCGCGGCCAGGCUACAGAGUUUGGUCCGCACUCGAAGGGAGCACAGAAUCUACGACGCCUUGAGGCAGUCGAUCGUAUUUGCCCAGCAGCGUCUCCGGAUGCGCAAUGCAAAAGGGCAGCUCAAGAAGUUGAAGCAAGAAGCAAAGGAGGUUGGAGCCAUGAUGGCCAAAGCGCAAAAGGCACAAGAGCAGGCUUCCGAAAUGCGAAAGCACAACGAGGAAAUGGAGGCUCACCAACUUCAACUACAGUCAGAGAACAAGACGCUGUCAAAUAAAGUCAAGCAUCUCGAGGAGAUGUUGCAGCAGAUGCAGCAGCAAUUCGAGGAAAUGAAGGUGCAGGCGGCUGAAGCUGCCAAGUUGGCUGCGGAUCAAUCCAAGACGGUGGUUGAGGCGGAAAAGAUGGAGGGUCUCAACAGCCAGCUGAGCCAGCGGGAUGAGGAGCUGGCCGGGCUGCACAAAGAGCUCCAGGAGAUGAAGGAGACUCACGCCAAGCAGCAGGAGUCUCUGAAGUCAGCAGAGGCCAAUUACCAGCAGCUUCUCCGAAGCACUGCUAUGCAGUCCGUUGGUGCAAGCGCCGGUGCACCAGCACCUGCACGCAGUGCAGCGCGGGGGAACCGAAAUGUUUUCAUCCAGUUGGUCGGCGCAGCGGCCACAGGCAAAACAACGAUGCUGGGGUCGCUGAUACAGGAGAAUGAUCCAGGGCAGAUGUCCAACUUCGAGGAGCAGAGGAACAACCUUAUGGUGCAUCAUCAGUUCCAGAUAAGCGGCCGCACGCUGAAAUUCCUGGAUUGCUCCGGCAACGACCGUGCCGCGCACUUGGUGAAGGAAUGGUUUGCUCGCACACAGUGGGUCUUCGUGGUCUACAACUUGACCGACACCAGGUCCUACGAAAAAGCUUUGACAUUGGUUACGGAAGCCCGGCAAGCUGGGGCCAGUGUCGUGCUGUUUGCCAACAAGUUCGAUGUCAAUCAGGGCAAACCAGUCGAGGUCAACUUGCAGGAAGCUCACGAUAAGGGCACUCAGCUUGGUGCCUACGUGGGCGAAGGCAUUUCGUUGUCGGACUGGGCUAGGUUCGCUGCCAGCCAGGACGAGACGCAAGCGCCAGCAGAAGAUGCGGCUCCCGAUGGAGCGACUUCUGACGAUGCGCAAAAACGCAGCUCGAUCUCAGCAGCUAUUGACUCCGUGAAGUCCUGGUUCGGUACGGCGCCAGAGAAGGGUGGCAAGGCCGCUGGAGUUCUGCGAGCAUCCCUGAAGGGCACUAAGGCGAUGAAACAGGCUAAACGUGAUGUCGACCCCAACGCAGAUCUUAAGCCUGUUCAAGAGUUGCAGGACUCAGAGUCCGCAGUCACCUGCGUAUGUUUUGGCCAAGAAAGGCUUCACAGGGCGUACAUACUCUUCGUCACAGCAUCCAAAGAUGGUACAGUCGUGGUAUACCGAUGCUACAGGACUGAAAUGGAGAUUGCAAUGCUGGCUGCGGAAGACUUCCGGGGAGACAACGCAGCGCCUCCUCCUGAUCAUUCUAACAUCGCCGUACAUUCUCGGCUUGUCGGCCAUUCCCGUGCAAUUACCUCGGUCUUCUUCAAUCUACUGGAGGACCAGCUAGUCACAACAUCGAUUGACAAGUCAGUGCGUUUCUGGAACGUGGACACCGGGGAGAUGUUGAAGGUUUUCACAGACUCUUCUCCAGUGCCAGUGGCUGCUUUCCUACCUUUCAAUCCGCAGGUUUUUGUUGCAGCCAACUCGAAUGCCGUCCUGCGGCUCGUGAACGUGCAGAACGGCAUGGUCCUGCAGAAGCUCAAGGUCGAAACCGAAGUGCGCACUUUGAAGUUCGACGAUACGGGCCUAUUCCUGCUGGCUGGCACGAAAAGUGGUUCCAUCCACGUCUUGGAGGCAACAGAUGCCAGCACUUUGAAGUUUAAGUUCAAGGUGCAGCUGGCACGGGGAGGCGUGACAUGCUUGGUCUUCGUACCUGCAGCCCAUGGCCAGCCGCCUUGCUUGUUGGUCAACACAUCCGACUCAUCAGCGUCGAUCAUUGAUUGCACGUACGGGCCUCCCCCCGGGGUGCUCACGAACUUGGCUGUGAGGCACCGUGUUCGUGUCGCCCAUGCGCUGCUUCCUCUAAAGUGCUGUUAUUCACCGUCCAGCCAGGGAUAUCUCAUUUCUGCAUCUGAGGACAAGGAGGUCUACAUCUACUCCCUUGCAAAGGGUGCGAAUUACAAGAUGAGUUACUUGAAGCAUCACCAGGUGCCUGUCGUGGCGGUGGCGACCAACCACCAGGACACGCUGUUGGCGAGUGCCGACUCACUGGGUCGGGUUGUGCUGUGGAGAAGGAUGGAUUUCUCGCACCUUCCCGAUUGA
Molecule: messenger RNA, 5055 nt
Organism: Symbiodinium sp. CCMP2456
Lineage: Eukaryota; Dinophyceae; Suessiales; Symbiodiniaceae
Source: the annotation of a GenBank genome assembly